GCAGUUAGUUCUCCUCGACUGCAAGAAUAAUAAUGGUGCGUCCUUCGUAAAUCGUGUUGCGGAUUCUAGAAAAUAGGGCACUGGUACCCAAACUAUGGGUAUAUUUAGUUGUGAUUUAUUCGAAUUCUAAGAACAAGAAACUGAUUUUCAACUAGUAUUAAUUUUUACAACAAAAUGACAGACGUUAACAUCGACCACAUGAUGAUUCCAUUCUUUUUAUUAUUAUUCUUGACUUGUACUCAAAGUACGAUCAUAAACGAUCGCCUCGAUUAUCGCAAAAUGAAUCUUACGUCCGUUUCUUGCGAAAACAUUAAAGAAAACGAAGCUAAAUCGAUUACAAAACUGAUUUUUUCGCACAACAUAAUCGAGUACCUGCAACAAAGUGAUUUCGAAUGUUUGGAGUCGUAUCCAAACGUGGGGUAUCUAUUUUUGGACAAUAACAAAAUAGAAAAAAUUUACAAAGACGGGUUUUCGAAUUUACCCAAUCUAAAAUACAUCGAUUUGAGUCAUAACCAAUUGACCAAUAUUAAUGAUGACCUUUUAAAUGAUCUUUUAAAGUUACGAUUAUUAACGUAUAUUAAUUUAAAACGAAAUCCACUUGGUGAUUUCAAAAAUAUUUAUGAAUUAAUUAAUGGUGGGAUUGAUGUUGAUUUUGAUGGUAUGGCUAAGAUUAAUCGAGAAAGGAGGGAAGAUCAUGAAAUAUUAGAUCAUGAUCACGAAAAUAAGACUUCAACAGAUAAACCAAGAAAAGCGUUCGUUGUUGAUAACAAACCGAUCCAAAAUCUCAAUAAUGGUGAGAAUCAAAUGGAGUCGAAAUUUCUUAAUUCGAUUAUUUUUAAUUUUGUCGCCGCCGGUUUGGUCCUUUUAGUUUUACCAGUUGGUAUGAUUAUUUACUAUUUGAUCAAUAAAAAUAAACCGAUUUAUUUAUGACAACAGUAUGAAUCCGUAGAGUAAGAUUUUUAGCUUUAAAAAUGAUACGUUUUUUUUUAUGCCGUUCUUGACGCAAUUAUAAAAGCUACAAGACUGAGAAUGUGCGCUUUUUUUCAAAAUACAAUUAUUACAGAUACAAAAAUAUAUAAAUUUUUAGUAAAUACAAGUGAUUCAAAAAUUUAAUACGACAUAUUAGAUUUAACAUUUGCGUGUUUUAGAAAUACCUUUCAAACGAAUCACUUUGUAUGUAGCUAUUUUGAUAAAUAAAUUCUAAAUAUUCUAUUAUACCAGUGAUUCCUAUAAUAAAUAAAAACUUGACGAAUACAGAGUCGAGACGUGCCUGAGGCGGGUCCUAAAUAUUUUUCGUGGUGCGAUUUAAAAAAAGUGCAGCUUUCAACAGAUAUUUUAAGCUAUUAAAAGGUUGUACUAUAAAUCUAUAAAAGCGCAUAAUUGUCGUGUAACCCAGAAUUGGAAUAAAAAAGAAGUAUUUUUUAUAUAAAUUAAAUUAAUAACCCAAGUGUUUUACUACUUAUAACAUUGCCAUUUAGGAAUAUUCGACUAACCUAUUCAAAUAAACCAAUCUUAUUAAUAAAAUGAAUUUCGAUACGUACGUGUUUCUUGUAGUGAAGUAAAAGACGAAAAUGUUUUUAAUACGCGCCAUUAUGGUUGGGUAAGAUAGGUCGGUUAGUUUUGCAAUACCGUUUUAUAAUAUAGUUAUAGAAGUGACACAAUUAUUGUAAAUUAAUAAAUAAAUAAGUGCUUUAUUUAUUAUUAAAUAAAUCAGGUUAUAUUAACUGUAAAA
This is a messenger RNA of Onthophagus taurus, 1732 nucleotides long. RefSeq names its product lumican-like. Gene Ontology annotation, molecular function: protein binding. NCBI's taxonomy places the organism in Eukaryota, Metazoa, Arthropoda, Insecta, Coleoptera, Scarabaeidae. The record is from RefSeq and is a predicted model, not a curated record.